ACUUGGCAUGGCCUUCCUCAAGCCUAGCACGCUCCUAUCCUUCCAAUGGCUUUCUCCUCCACAUUAACCUUGGCUCCUCUAGCACUCGUUCUUCUCCUCCUUGGGAGCACCUCAGCCCAGCUCUCCACUAACUUCUAUGCAUCAUCUUGUCCCCAAGUCUUCAGCGCUGUGAAACCCGUCGUUCAGGCUGCAAUAGCGAAGGAGCAGCGCAUGGGUGCCUCUCUUCUUCGCCUCUUCUUCCAUGAUUGCUUUGUCCAAGGUUGCGAUGGAUCCAUACUAUUGGAUGACACACCCACUUUCAUGGGGGAGAAGACUGCAGUACCAAAUAACAACUCGGUGAGGGGUUUCGACGUGGUGGACAAUAUAAAGGCCGCAGUGGAGAAGGUUUGCCCCGGUGUUGUUUCGUGCGCUGAUAUCUUGGCCAUCACUUCGAGGGACUCGGUGGUCAUUCUUGGAGGACCAAACUGGGAUGUGAAGUUGGGGAGGAGGGAUUCAACGACAGCAAGCUUUUCUGGAGCUAACAACAACAUCCCUCCUCCUAACUCCAGCCUCAGCAAUCUCAUCUCUAAAUUUGCAGCUCAGGGUCUUUCCACAAAGGACAUGGUUGCUCUCUCUGGUGGCCACACCAUUGGGCAAGCACGGUGCCUCAACUUUAGAGCCCACAUAUACAAUGACACCGAUAUAGAUAGUUCCUUUGCCAAGACAAGGCAGAUGAAUUGCCCGAGCACCUCCGGCUCCGGUGACAACAACUUGGCACCUCUAGAUCUCCAGACUCCGACAUGCUUCGACAACGAUUAUUAUAAGAAUCUCAUCAACAAGAAGGGCCUCCUCCACUCAGACCAAGAGCUGUUCAAUGGUGGAUCCACCGACUCCCAAGUUAUGACUUACAGCAAUAACCCUAGCACGUUCAACUCUGACUUUGUCACCGGCAUGAUCAACAUGGGAGAUAUUACCCCCCUCACAGGAAGCAGUGGUCAGAUUAGGAAGAAUUGCAGGAAGGUUAACUAAGGGGGACCAGUGGCACUUAUGAAUGGUUAUACCACCUAUAUUAGAAAAUGAUAGCAGGAAAGGCGUUUAAAGUCAUGAGAUUGGCUCUAUUUUUUAUUUGAAAACUACUGUUGUAUUUCAUAUCUUUGUGUUUGCUUUCGUCUAUCGUGUAUUAAAAGUUCCACUUUGUUGGUCAGGUGUGUAUUAAGACACUGGUUAUCGAAGCAUAAGAUAUUGAUUGUUGAGUUAUAAAAAUUAAUCAAAGUUAUUACUAGUCUCGAUGUCU
This is a messenger RNA of Elaeis guineensis (African oil palm), 1273 nucleotides long. Its product is annotated as peroxidase 4. The record is from RefSeq and is a predicted model, not a curated record. Gene Ontology annotation, molecular function: heme binding; peroxidase activity. Gene Ontology annotation, biological process: response to oxidative stress; hydrogen peroxide catabolic process. NCBI's taxonomy places the organism in Eukaryota, Viridiplantae, Streptophyta, Magnoliopsida, Arecales, Arecaceae.